Molecule: messenger RNA, 603 nt
Organism: Sordaria macrospora k-hell
Lineage: Eukaryota; Fungi; Ascomycota; Sordariomycetes; Sordariales; Sordariaceae
Source: RefSeq, a predicted model, not a curated record
AUGGACGAACGUCUCGUCUGCUGGCCCCUCGUCGCCCUCUGGCUCCUCUUUGGAACUCUCGGCGGAGUCCCCGUGUUCCCAGUGAACUGGGCUUUGGAUUGGGCCUGUGGCUUUUCCGUCCCUAGCACUUUUUACUUGGUCUACACCCUCGUUGAUCCGGAACUCGGCGAUAGUCCAGAGGCGCCCGAAGUCCACACGGAGCCAGAGAUGGCCGCGCCCUCGUUCACUCCUGACGUUGAUGACGGAGCGGACAACGGCCCUCUGGUUCUCUCACCACCCUCGACUCCUCCUCCUCUCCCCGGCAACUUCACGGCGUUGACCUUCCGGCCAGCUCUCCCUGCCAAUGCGCCAACUUUCGCGGCGCAGACCGUUCGGCCACGCACCCGGAGACCGGCCUUAUCCUCUCGCAGGCCCGUACUGCCCCCAUCUCUCCGCAGGCCCGCAGCGCAGCCUGUUUAUGUUGAUCCGGCUGAGGUGGAACAGAUGGAGCUAAGCCAUAGGUCCAUGGAGUACCAGGCGAAGAUUUCAAAGGGGGUCAUGAAAGCAGCGGUUGCCUCGGCGAGGGUGCAGUCGGAGGUGCAGGCGGAAGCCGAGGGCCGGUAA